Molecule: messenger RNA, 722 nt
Organism: Ficedula albicollis (Collared flycatcher)
Lineage: Eukaryota; Metazoa; Chordata; Aves; Passeriformes; Muscicapidae
Gene: GYPC
Product: glycophorin C (Gerbich blood group)
Exons: 1
Coding region: 1-225 (74 amino acids)
Cellular component (GO): membrane; cortical cytoskeleton
Source: RefSeq, a predicted model, not a curated record
AUGCAUUUAAGUGGUCUCUUUCCCCUAGGAGUGAUUGCUGCCGUGGUGUUCGUGCUCAUUUGCCUGCUGGUGGUGAUGGUCAGGUACAUGUACAGGCACAAGGGCACCUACCACACCAACGAGGCCAAAGGAACGGAGUUCGCCGAAAGCGCGGAUGCCGCUUUGAAAAAUGACCCCGCUCUCCAGGAAGCUGUGGAUGAGAGCAAAAAGGAGUAUUUCAUCUGAGAGGCAAGGAUUUCCAUGGAGACUUCCCCAAGGGAAUCAACCAGAAAUAUAACAUCAACAGAAGUACUAAGAGAUGGAUAAUAUGAGGAUACAGGCGAGCAUCCUAAUUGAAAAGUAUCUCUUUACGUUUUUUGUCACUGGGUAGUUUCUUUUCCUCUAGCAGUGAAGAACUAAAUGCCAGACACUUCCCUGUUGAUUUUAUUAGCAACACAGCUGGUCACAGUUGAAAUCAAUAUCAUAUAAGAAGGAACAAAAUCUCAGUGAGUGAUACGCCAAAACCAGAUAAAGAUAGCAAAUGUCAAGCCUUGACAUUUGGUGAAAAUAGCAGAUGCCAAAUGAAAACAUCCUCUUAGAGUUAAUGAUGCAUCCUAUUCUGAUACGAUGAAGAACUACCUGAAAUUGAAUUUCAAAUGGAAACAGAACAAACAUUAAACUAGAUAAAGGUGAUCUAGCUCCAAAAAAAAAAAAGAAUCUGUAGCCCAUAUGUCCCCCCCAUC